AUGCCUUUCGUGCAGCGCGCCGUGGAACCAAAGUAUCUAUCAAGGACAAGUUUACGAGACAGCGAUGGAAAGCCGAAGGUUUCGGACGAGGAGCUGCAAGCAGUCACGAACUGCACCCUGAGCAAUGCGUUGAGACAACUCGCCUCUUUAGUGCUGUUAGCAGAAGAUAUCUUUAGCGAGUUGACCGCGCAGCUUCAGGACAUAACAGAGCGUUCAAAAGUAGCGCAGUCGAAGAUUACCAAUAUCAACGAACUCGUUGAACAAUAUGACCCCAAGAAAGUGCCAGUCCGUAAGUAA
Arctia plantaginis is the source of this 297-nucleotide messenger RNA. The record is from the annotation of a GenBank genome assembly. NCBI's taxonomy places the organism in Eukaryota, Metazoa, Arthropoda, Insecta, Lepidoptera, Erebidae.